AAAUAAAAAAAUUGACACUUCUGGACCCGUUUAAAUUCACAUGUGUACAGUAAGUUGGCCCGUUCCACAGAGGAAAGAGAAAAAAUUGACACUCCCUAUUCUACCCUUCCUACAAACGCUCCUGGAGCAGGGAAUUUGAAAUGGGGGAAGGGUUUUUUCCUCCUUGCUAUUAUAUGUUUUUUAUUUAAAAAAAUACAACAAAUGUACUUAGGGGUCGUUUGGAAGUUGCGAUUGUUAGUGUUGUAUUUGUUAAAUACAUGUAUUGUCCACAAUACAACAUUUGGAAGUGUCAAGUUGCAGAACAAUGCAUGUAUUGUUUUGUGUGGGUCCCACCAACAAUCAACAAAAAUGAGGGAUUGUACAAUCUCAACUAAAAGUUGAGAUUGUUGUGAUUGUUGGUUUAAUAAUUGAGCACCUUUACUUUUUCCAAUUAUGUCCAUAGUUCUUUUUGUUUUAUAUUAAAAGUGGAGGACAAAUAUGACAUUUCCUUAUAAAGUAACUUUAUAACAAUCAAUUCAUAAAUUAUAAUCCCAACAACCAAACAAUGUAAUUUCAAAAUACAUCUAUUGUAUCAAUGCAUGCAUUUAUAUCAUAGUGAUUCAUAACAAUACAAAGAUUUAACAUACGCAACUUCCAAACGACCCCUUAGUAUGAUUGGUUAUGAUUCUUGCUUUUCUUUAAAAUGGACAUGGUUCGAAUCCCAAUACGUGUCUUUUUAAUGAAUAAAAAAAAGUAAUGUCUUUUUAAUGAAUAAAAAAAAGUAAUUGUGAAGACCAAAAUGUCCUUCCUACUUUCACUCUCAUUGCAGGAAAUUUGAAAUGGGGCUCCCGUUUUUUCCUUCGGUGUAUUAUAUUAUGUGUAGAUUGGAUUAAGAUUAUUAACCCAUACACGUUUGACUGAGUGACUGACUGAUGGAGAUUUGCCUCGCUAGGACCCACCACAAACAAACCUGAUCUGUAUCCGCCGUGGCAGAUAACAUCAUAUUUACGGUUACAAUCUGACGGAUUAAACUUCCCCACACGCAACUAGCAAAGCCAGCCACAAUCACGUGCCUCUCUGCCUAGUACAAGUUUCCGUUUACCCACCGCCCCAAAAAAUUACCGCGUAAAAUCAAACGCCGGUUAUCUAUCAGACGAGCUAUACAUAUGACGUGGCCCAUAUCCAUGGCGAGCUCAUACCAUAUAGUGUAAAUAUCGCCACAGGGAACCGCUCCCCUCCCACGGAGUAAAAUCCGGGGACGGAAUCUCUAAACAUUUAAGCCACAGAUGAUGUUACAACAUGUCAACAACUCACGACGACGUGGCGUGUCGUCAUUGGCUCUGACCAGACAAACACCGAAACAAAAUAAGAAAAGAAAACGUCUCUCUCGCUGGCGGAUUCUUGACCCGAACCGAACGGUGACGGUGCAGCUGACUUGAAUAAAUUCAGUCAUUUCACAGUCUGUCACCUUCAGAACUCGUACUCUUGAUCCAGAUAUAUAUAUAUAUAUCUCCCUUUUUCCGAGCAAGACAGAAUAUAAAUUCUCUGUCUCUGCAGAGAUACAAUCCGACUGGUAAUUGCUUUCACUCAAUUUUUUUUUUGAAAACGCUUCUAAGGAGUUUCUGUUUUUUGUUUUAAGAUUCAGAUCGGGUGUGGGUUGUCGUUGGUUUGAAGCUUUCGCUUCGGUUGAGGAUGCUUUCCUUGUUUUUGAAGGUUUGUUUGUCAAUGAUGUUUGUUGCUGCUCUGUUUUCCAUCAACCGAGUUUGGUGGAGUUGUUAGUGUGGUUGAUUAGUUUUUGCUUUUUUUGGUGAUUAUUAUAGUAGAGUCUAAUUCAUUGCAGAUUUGAAUUUGGUCUUAUAUAAAGCUGCCAUCUUUCUGUGUCAUUGCAUCUCACAGCCGAAGUUUUUAUUGAUUCUUCAGAUAGUUUUCUGAUCUGGGUUUUGAAUUUCUUAGGUUCGUUUUCUGCAUUUGAUGGUUGCUUGAUUUGGGUCAUUUUAGUGGAGAAAUGUCGUGGGGGCUGACGGUUGAAUUUGGUAAUGUGUUUUGCUUAGGGUAUCAGAAAAUUUUGACUUGCAAAGAAUGGCUCAGUCCAAUGGAGAUCACAGCUCUGCAGCUAAGCCACCACCAACUCCUUCUCCCUUGAGAUUCUCCAAGUUCUUUCAGUCCAACAUGAGGAUUUUGGUUACUGGAGGAGCCGGGUUCAUUGGCUCCCACCUUGUUGACAAGUUGAUGGAGAACGAAAAGAAUGAGGUGAUUGUUGCUGACAAUUACUUCACCGGCUCAAAGGACAACCUUAAAAAGUGGAUUGGUCAUCCGAGAUUUGAGCUAAUCCGUCACGAUGUCACUGAACCUUUACUGGUUGAAGUUGAUCAAAUAUACCACCUUGCCUGCCCAGCUUCUCCCAUUUUCUACAAGUACAACCCUGUAAAGACCAUUAAGACAAAUGUGAUUGGUACAUUGAACAUGUUGGGGCUUGCCAAGAGAGUUGGAGCUAGGAUUCUGUUGACUUCAACUUCUGAGGUUUACGGUGAUCCCCUUAUUCAUCCUCAAGAAGAGAGCUACUGGGGAAAUGUCAACCCCAUUGGAGUCAGGAGUUGCUAUGAUGAGGGCAAGCGAGUAGCAGAAACUUUGAUGUUCGACUAUCACAGGCAGCACGGCAUUGAGAUCAGAAUUGCCAGAAUUUUUAACACUUAUGGACCUCGUAUGAACAUUGAUGAUGGUCGUGUUGUCAGCAACUUCAUUGCCCAGGCUCUUCGCAACGAGCCCUUGACUGUUCAAGCACCCGGAACACAAACCAGAAGCUUCUGUUAUGUCUCCGACAUGGUUGAUGGUCUUAUUAAGCUAAUGGAGGGAGAAAACACUGGACCAAUCAACAUUGGAAACCCAGGUGAAUUCACCAUGAUUGAGCUUGCUGAGAAUGUCAAGGAGCUCAUCAAUCCUAAGGUGGAGAUAAAAAUGGUGGAGAACACGCCUGACGAUCCUCGCCAGAGGAAGCCGGACAUCUCAAAAGCUAGGGAAUUGCUGAAAUGGGAGCCCAAGAUCAAGCUGAAGGACGGGCUUCCACUAAUGGAGGAAGAUUUCAGGUUGAGACUUGGUGUCCCCAGAAACAACUGAUUGAGAGAACCAAACGAGGCUUAUGCCUGCUUGCUGCGUUGGAUGGAACUUCGUUUUCCUUUUCUUCUUUCAUUUCAAUAUAUAUUACAUGUUACUAUGAUUUGUUCAAAGCUAUAGUAGUUCAUACCGUGCUGCAAGUGUCUUUUGAUGCUUUUGUUUAAUCUCUGUAUGGUAUUAUCAUAAGUUGAUCAUAAAUCGAAAAUUAUUGAGUUCCCCUUGUCUCUACUGCUUGUUCUUGUAUUGUUAUUAGUAACGAAAGGGUAAUAGCACUUUUAAACUUAGGUGCUCUCGAGGAAAUGGUUGGUGUCCUUGCCAUCUCUUUGAUAGAGGCUUCAUGGAUUCCAUAUCCAUACUCUGCUUAUUGCAUAAUCAAAGAUAACGAUCAAAUCAGAAAGCAAAGGCCUUUAAAUGGAUUUUGAUUGACACAAAAAGGCGCAUUUCGAUUGAUUAUCAGAUUCAAUGUCUUUACUUUAUAGCGAAAUUUUUUCACACCAAAAGAUUAUUUGUAUUACCCAGAAAAUAGAAGAUAAAAAAAGUUACAUGACUGAAAAUAACUAAGAACAUAAAUUACACUCUAUACAAAAAUACAAUAAAAGACUUAUUUUUUACUUGAGCAAUUAUAUUAGUACUAAGAGUCUAUGACCGAAAAAAAGGUUAAUACUUAAUAUCUUAUUUUGGCCCGAACUACGAUUAUAUAAUCAACUUUGGCCCGUGGUUUCAGAAAUUAACAUCCUGGCCUCAAUUAUGGAGCAUAUAGACUCAAUUAGCCUGACACAUGGUUUGAGCGUCAAUUUGAAUGGUCAACACUGUUGACCGUCAGUAAACACGCCAUGUCAUUGCGUUGGCAGCCUAAAAAUUAUUUAAAAAAUCAAAUUUAAAUUAUUUUCCUAAUUUCUAUUAUUUAUUAUUUUCAAAUUAACCAAAAAAUAAAAUUUUAAAAAUAUAAAUAAUAUUUAUAUUUUAUUUUUUUGGGAUAUUUUAAAAUUAUAAAUUUUAUAAAUUAAC
This is a messenger RNA of Linum trigynum, 4098 nucleotides long. Lineage: Eukaryota; Viridiplantae; Streptophyta; Magnoliopsida; Malpighiales; Linaceae. The record is from the annotation of a GenBank genome assembly.